Molecule: messenger RNA, 549 nt
Organism: Salvia miltiorrhiza (redroot sage)
Lineage: Eukaryota; Viridiplantae; Streptophyta; Magnoliopsida; Lamiales; Lamiaceae
Product: RNA-binding protein Y14A-like
Exons: 3
Biological process (GO): RNA splicing
Cellular component (GO): nucleus; exon-exon junction complex; cytoplasm
Molecular function (GO): mRNA binding
Source: RefSeq, a predicted model, not a curated record
CCCUUUAGCCCUUCCCCUCCUAUCCCCAAAUCUAAACCUAGCUAAAUAUCUGCUUCAAUGGCGAAUGCGGAGGCGGAGGCCGUCGAUUUCGAGCCUGAGGAGGACGAUCUUAUGGACGAGGAUGUCGGCGAUGGCUCCCCCAACCGAGCAACCGUUCCUCGCCUGAAGUCCGCCAUCACCGGCGGCGGCUCCUCCACCGCUCCAAAGAAGACCAAGGGCCGCGGGUUUCGCGACGAGGCCGCUGCUGAAGCGGACCGAAAUGCUCGCAUGUCCGCCCCCUUCGAUUCGCUCGAUUCAGAAGGCGGUCCUGGCCCCGAACGAUCUAUUGAAGGAUGGAUUAUUCUGGUUACUGGAGUUCAUGAAGAGGCUCAAGAGGAAGAUCUGCAAAACGCAUUUGGUGAUUUUGGAGAGAUAAAGAAUUUACACUUGAAUCUCGAUCGUCCUACGGGUUUUGUCAAGGGCUAUGCUCUAAUUGAAUUUGAGAAGUUUGAGGAGGCACAGAGAGCCAUAAAUGAGAUGAAUGGAACUGAACUCCUAACUGUCGCAGCC